CGCCUCUGAUAAAGCCUUAAUAAACAUCAAUUGUUCCAAUGAGGCAGCACAAGAAACUUCAGUAAUUGAUGAAGCCACGAGAGAACACGUUUCCUUAAAUGGAGCAGCGAUCGACACGUCAGUAAAUGAUGAAGAUACCAAGGAACACAUGUCUUUGAAUGAGUCACGACAAAAGACUCCAGUCGUUGAUGUAACAGCAGAAAAAAAACUUUCUAUAAAUGAGCCAGUGCACCUAACUAUAGUUAUUGAUGAAGCCACAGAAAAAUACUCUUCUUUAAACGAGGUAGAAAAAAACGCUGCAAUCAUUGAUGAAUGUACAAAGGAACGCACUUCCUUGAAUGGGGCAGGACAAGAAACUACAGUCGUUGAUGAUACAUUAGAAGAAAACUCUCCUCUAAAUGAGCCAUUAAACAAAACUACAGUCACUGAUGAAGCCACAGAAAAACACACUUCUAUAAACGAGGCUGCAAAAAAAGCUGCAGUUAUUGAUGAAAGCCCAGAGGAACGCACUUCUUUGAAUGGGGCCGGACAAGAAACUACAGUCAUUGAUGAAUCUACAAGGGAAGGCACUUCUUUGAAUGGGAUUGCACAAGAAUAUACAGUCAUUGAUGAAGUCACAAAGGAACACGCUUCUUUGAAUGAGUCAGCACAAGAAAUUACAGUCAUUGAUGAAGUCACAAAGGAACGUGCUUCUUUGAAUGGGACAGCACAAGAAACUACAGUCAUUGAUGAAACCAAGACGGCCCAAUCUUCCCUAAGCCCGGAGAAGCCAAAAUAUUCCGUUUUUGAUGACGAAGCGGUGAAACUCGUGGUUGAGGAGCCUACAAGGAAGAAGCUAUUCUACAGACGAGUUAUAGAGUUACAAAGAAGUGAAACAUCUCUUGCACCUUCAGAAAGCGGUGAAAAACAUUCACCAGAAAUUCGACAUGUUGUUGUUGAUGUUCCCCCAGAUGGAGGCUAUGGCUGGGUGAUAGUGGCGGCCGUGUGCUUCAUUUUGGUGAUCAUACCUUCAGUGAACUCAUGCUACGGAUUCGUGUACGCGAAGGUGAUGCAGGAGAGCAAUUUCACCAACACGCAACUCGUGGGGGUAGCCACCGUCGCCUACGCUCUCAAGCAUCUACUGUCCCCGGCGUCUAGCAGACUGAGUGAAGUAUGGGGUUCGAGAGCCGUGACUGUGGCAGGCCUGGUGAUGUCCAGCGCGGCGCUACUGAUCGCGGUGUUGGAUCAUCGAUGGUGUACCCACAAUUGACCAUCGUGACUCAGCAAUAUUUCACGACCAAGAGAGUAACCGCGCUUGCUCUGGCCGGCGUAGGCAUGCCUCUCGGCAACAUUGUAAUGCCUCCUCUUGUACACUACCUUCUUGAUAACUUUGAAUUACGAGAGGCUCUUUGGAUCUGGUCAGGAAUUUUGCUGAGCACCUGCUUCGCGGCUCUGCUCUUCCAUCCUGUACAGCGGCACAUGAAGCAACAAAUUCGAAUUAUUCCGGAAGAAGCUCAAAAUACUUUUAAUUAUAUAUCCUGGCAACGCAGUCGGAGGAGAGAUAGCGUUCAAAUGGCUUUUAUAGACGAAGUCGAGCUCGCUAGAAGUGGCAGUUGCGCCAGCAUUACUUCAAAAUCCCAAAUAAGAAAAACACGACAACGAAAUUCAGUAUCAACUUCGCACCAAGACGAAUUGAGAAAUAAAUUUUCGAGUUCUACUGCUCCGGGAAAAUUGACUCUUUCCUUUUCGGAGCCGAAAUUUCUAAAAAUCAACAUGACGCAUUCGUUCAUUGAAAAUAAAGAUUCGGGAAAAGAAGAAGAAAAACUUUUCAAAACUGAAAACAAUGUGUUGGGAGCAUCACACAGUUUUACCGAAACGGGGCAUGAUGGCUCUGAACCAGAGACGAAAAUUGGAAACGUGAAAAAUGAACAAGCGACCAAAAAUUGGAAAGGGUUUGUGGAAGAAUUGGACGAAUUAAUAAAGUCUUAUAAAGAUGUCGUGUCGCACAAAGUAUUCUUUAUAGCGUGUUUCUCGUCAGCUGUUGUUCGACUGUACAUAUUCAGGGCCAUGUUCACCGCCCUCGCUUGUCUAGUGGCAGCAUUAGCAGGCAACCUGACCGUGCUGUACACGUCCUGCUUCCUGAUGGGUUCUGGCAUCGGCGUGCAGAGCAGCACGUCAUCCGUGCUGCUGGUGGAGGCCAUAGGCAUGGCCCUCCUCAGCAGGGGCCUCGGCCUCAGCCUUUUCUUUGUCGGUAUCCUGGGCCUCAUCGUCAUGCCUCUCAAUGGUGGGUGAUGUCCUGGGCCUCAUCGUCAUGCCUCUCAAUGGUGGGUGAUGUCCUGGGCCUCAUCGUCAUGCCUCUCAAUGGAGUGUUGCCUGACGUCACAGGUUCGUACAGUGCGUGCUAUUUCGUGCUGUUCGUGUGCGGUUUGCUGCCUCCGCUGUUAUGGUCUGCAGGAUACAAGUUCAUUUCGUGGAUCGAAGAAAGAAAAGAUCGGAAAUUUGACGUUGGAUUCCCCGAUGAUCGAGACCGAAAUAAUGUAAGGCAAAUGAGGAAACAUCUCGCUACCGAAGUGGAAUGAGAAAGACGUAUUAAUGUUGCAAGGCUUGAAUAAAGUGGUAUGUGAGCUUUCGGGAAAAAAACAUUAUUCUUACAAGAAAUUGGUAAAUUUUCUUGAAAAAUUUAUCUUUCAGGGACAAAUGAGUGGACGAGGGAUGAGUUGGCAUCGAAAUUCAUCGAUGAAGUAACAAAGCGAAAAGAUAUUUUCUA
Molecule: messenger RNA, 2746 nt
Organism: Hyalella azteca
Lineage: Eukaryota; Metazoa; Arthropoda; Malacostraca; Amphipoda; Hyalellidae
Biological process (GO): transmembrane transport
Molecular function (GO): transmembrane transporter activity
Source: RefSeq, a predicted model, not a curated record